AUGGCGACGUACUAUUUGAGUGUCAUCACAACAGCCUUACUUCACUUUACCAAACUUUCCCAUGGUUUUGAUGUACCUUGCACACAGAAAUUGAUUGGUAGUAAGUGCUUAUUUGAUGAAGAUUGUUAUGGUAUGAAUAGUGUUUGCCGGGAACAGCGAUGUACAUGUCCAACAAAUUUCGAGGAAUUUGAUAUUGAUGGACAGACGACUAUAUGUAGAUUAGCACCGAAUAAAAUUGGUGACAGCUGUCAGCGAGAUUGCAAACCACCGCUUCUUUGUCGAGAUGGGAAAUGUGAAUGUUGGGGUGGGAGUAUUAUAAACGGAAAAUGUGUUGUAUCUUGCCCAUCAGGGCAGCAGUUAUACGGAGUGGAAUGUCAGAAAAUAGCACAUUGGGGACAAAGUUGCGAAAAGGACAAUCAGUGUGUUGAUGUCUUCAAUGCAUGUAUCGCUGGAGUAUGUCAAUGUGCGCCCGGUACUACACGUGAUGUAACCAAACAGCGAUGUUUUGCGUUAUGUCCGGAUGGAACAGAACCUCAGCAAGCUUGUCGACGUCUUUUUAUCAAUGAUAUUGAUAUGCUCGAAAAUGCUGCAUCAACAGAUAGCUGUCCUUUGGGUUAUCGAUGCGUAGUGUACGGCAGUCCGUACGUCGGACAUUGCUGCAAAUUGAAAUGUCCUUAUGGAGAACCUGAUCUAAUGCAAUCAUGCGAUAUGGGCGUCUCCGAGAAACAUCGAUGUCGACCACUUACACAUCAUUGUUACACAAUCUCAGAGCCUGGCUGGAAAACGAGUUUAUGUUGUCCUAAACCAUGUCGUGAUCCCACUCCGCUUUAUAUUAAUAAUCAAUGUUUAAGCAUAGCGCAUAGAGAGGAUCCUUGUCAGCUUCAUCAACAGUGUGAAGGUGGUGUAACUAUGCAUUGUAUCUUAGGAUUUUGUCAGUGCAAAGAUGGCUUUCAUCCUAGUAAUGAUGGUCGAUUUGCAACGUGCGAGAAAAGUUGUGGAAUCGAUGAAGUCUCUGUCAUGGAUAAAUGUGUACGGCGAGUACAUCUAACUGAAAGAUGUGUGACCAGCAAGCAAUGUCCAAAUUUCUCAGAAUGUCGCUUUGGUACUUGUCAAUGUUUAUGCGGCUAUAAGCAGGAUUCCUUGAUCGGAUCACGUUGCACUAAUCCAGAUGAUCCGUUCAGUUUAAAUGCAAUUUUGACGGGUGUUGAACAAGUAUUUGGCGGCAAUGCACGUAAUCCAUAA
Messenger RNA from Brugia malayi, 1242 nucleotides. RefSeq lists its product as uncharacterized. Bases 1 to 1242 code for a protein of 413 amino acids. The record is from RefSeq and is a predicted model, not a curated record. Lineage: Eukaryota; Metazoa; Nematoda; Chromadorea; Rhabditida; Onchocercidae. The transcript has 9 exons.